Molecule: messenger RNA, 1866 nt
Organism: Akanthomyces muscarius
Lineage: Eukaryota; Fungi; Ascomycota; Sordariomycetes; Hypocreales; Cordycipitaceae
Exons: 1
Coding region: 1-1866 (621 amino acids)
Biological process (GO): mitochondrial proton-transporting ATP synthase complex assembly; mRNA stabilization; mitochondrial gene expression
Cellular component (GO): mitochondrion
Source: RefSeq, a predicted model, not a curated record
AUGAUUGCGCGGCCUGCAAUGGCGAGUUUGAGUUGUCGCAGCUGCCAGACCAGCCUGUUUCGAGCCGUUUUGGCUGCGGGCCGGCCUGUAAUUGCAGUAUCAGCGCAACGUCUGCUGUCUAGGCCAAAUUCCUCACUACACAUCCAGCAACGGAACCUGUCGACCACGAGACGUCACCGGAUCGAAGACGGCACAACAAAAGCUAUCGAUAAUGUAUCGAAUGAGACGAAACAGACCGACGAAGAAGACACGCCCUGGUUCCUGGACGAGGAGCCACCUCAGCAUCCGCCCAGCCAGCACCAGCAAACACUGCCUGUCGCCCCAGAAGGUGCGCCACUUGUCGUCGAGCCCAUGAUGAAGUACAUUUUCGAGGACAUGGGCUUGGAUGACCUCGCACUCUUUGACCUGCGAGAGCUUGACCCGCAUGCCGCACUUGGUCCAAAUCUCAUCAUGGUGUUUGGCACAGCGCGCAGCGAGAAGCAUCUCCAUGUUUCGGCCGGCCGCUUUGUGCGCUGGAUACGUAAACAUCACCAGUUCGAGGCCAAAGCUGACGGCCUCAUUGGCGCCGGGGAGCUGCGCACCAAGCUGCGCCGUCUGCGCAAAAAAGCCAAGCUCAUGGGCACUAACGCCAACAUCAUCCCCCGCGGCGACAAUGGCAUCUCCACUGGCUGGAUCUGCGUCAGCUUCAACACCGACGACGGCGUGUCGGACGCCGAUGCUAAUUUUGACGCAACGGGUCGCAUGGCUGGAUUCGACGCCGGUGCGGCCGGCACAACGAUCGUGGUUCAGUGUAUGACAGAGGCCCGGCGCCAGGAGCUCGACCUGGAGGCGCUGUGGGAGGGCAUGCUGAAGCGGAGCUUCAGAGACAACAGAAAGGUCCUCGGCCAGGAGCCGCUGUCCGCGGAAGAGCUAACGGACCAGGUGGCUUCCCGGCUGCAGCUGCCAGACGGCUACAACAAGGCCGCCCAGCAAUGGCAAGCCAUGGAAGAUGCCUCGCAGAAGCGAUACUUUUCCACAAGCGCACGGCGACUCACAACCGACAACACUACUACAGCGGACCCUCAGGCCACACAUCUGAACCUAGACUCGGUCGCAACGCAUAUCCAGGACUUUCAAGCCUCCGGCGCACCCAUGGACGCCCAAGACCUCGUCCAGCUCAUCCGCCACGUCUUCCAAGCCGGACCCCACGACCCCGACACCGCCCCUGAGCGGCUCAAGCUCGUCGACCAGCUGCUCCUCGCCGGCGAGGAGCGCGGCAUCGCGCUCCUGUCGGGCGAUAUCCUCAUCACGCUCAUCGAGUCGCUCGUAUCCUCCCCCGCGUACGGGCCGGCGCUGCAGCGCGCCCAGGCCAACAUUGAGUUCCUCCUCACCGAGCGGCGCAUCGCGCCCACCAACGACCAGGUGCAUCGGCUCAUGGUCGCGUACGCCCGGCACCAGGACUGGGACCGCUUCUGGGACGCCCUCCGCGUGCCCGCGCGCUUCCAGCAGCCGCGCAGCGCCGCCCUCUACGAGCUCGCCUACGCGACAGUCACCGCUACGGGAGACGCCCGGCUGUGCACCGAGGCCCUGCGCUGGCUGUACCUCGAGAUGGGUCGCGAGGAGCCGCCGGUGCUGCCAACGGGCAGCCUGUACGACGCGCUGCGCGCGUGCAUCCUGGUCGCGGACCCGGCGGCCGAGGAGCUGCUGCACCGUCCGCCGCCCGACAGCGAGAUGACGACGCUUGAGGCGCGCAACCUCGAGCGGCGCGAGUUUGUCACCAUGCUGCGGGACGUGGAGCGCAUCCGCGGGGAGCUGCAGACGGAAGAGGCCAGAGUGGAGAGGCAGAAUGCGCUGGAUGCCGAGAUUCGGAGCAGAUUCGAGGCGUAG